ACUGGACUUGUAGGAUUUUGAAUGGCAGCCACUAAUACCCAGUUAAAAUUGUGAAGACAGAAAGAAGUGCUGAUGAACUUUGCUUAAUCCUUGGUGAAUAAUACCUGAACCUUGACCCAAAUUACAAACACAGAAGGUGGUUGAAUAUGGACCAGUACCACCUCAGUGAUGAAAGUUCACUCCACUCUGAGAUGCAGCUUCAUGAGUUUUCAGGGAAUCAGGCUUUGGACUGCAGUGAUAAUUUCGGCCACGAUCUGUGUCCAGAUAUGAGAGACAUGAUUUAUUCAGGAUUGAGCAACUUGGAUGUGGACCCCAGCCUUUCAGCCACAAAUAUGAAUAAUGACUCCUUGGAGGACAAUCUUGACACCUUAUCUUUGUACUCGGUGAAGGACUGUGAUUCUACUAAACUCCUUGAGGAUUGUGACCCAGACUCACGGCCACUCUUGCAUGAAUUGGGACUUCCUGCCCCUUCAGCACCGAAAGAAGUGGAGCAAGGAGGCAGAUCCAGUUCUGGCAGUGGAAGGAGAGGAAAGCACCAGCAAAACUCCCCUCAAGCCCCUUUCCUGGAUUGCAGCCUCUGUGGAAAGGUUUUCAGUAGCACCAGCUCUCUCAGCAAACACUACGUGACUCACAGCCAGGAACGGAAACAUGUCUGUAAGAUCUGCAGCAAAGCAUUUAAGCGCCAGGACCACCUGAGUGGCCACAUGCUGACACACCAAAAAACGAAGCCGUUUAUUUGCAUAGAACAAGGUUGCAAUAAGAGUUACUCAGACCAUCGGUCACUGCGCCGGCAUUAUGAAAUGCACCACGGUUUGAGGUUGUUAAAGGACGAAGAAGCUUGUGAGGCCUCCCCACCCCUCCACGAUUCACGUGUGCAGGUGGGAUCUAGUGGCAUGAGAACUGCAGAGAGGCUGGCUGUUCACCCUGAAUCCCAGGCCCCUAAUAAUUCCCUCCUGCCCCACAGAGACCUGUUGAGGUGUCUUGUAAGUAGCUUAGUCAGCCAGAAGCUCCCGCCUGCUUCUUCAACCUCUGUGGGUCAGCCUGAGACUGAUUCUAGGGGAUCCCAGCAGCCUUGCGCCUCUGUCUGCGGUCAGAUUUCUUGUGUGCCGACAAGCACUGCAGUGCUCACAGAAGCCACCAGUGAUAAAGUGACGAAGGAGCUUUACCCUUGUCAAAAGAACGCCACCUCUUCCAGUGUGUACACCAUCAUAAACCCUGGGAGUUUAUCUGUACUUGGACCAGCAGAAAACAUUGCAAACUUGCCAGACAGGCAGCCACAUUCAGAACCUCAGUUUCCAUUAGAAACCACAGCCCUGGAGUAUUGGUCGAACAGUGGUGUGCCUCGUUUUCCGUUAUUCAGAGGCCAGAAAAUUCCUGCCACCUCUCACCAGUCAAGUGGCAACUUCCAGUGGGUCAGAAAUGUGCCACCAACCUACACCCAAAGCAAAGGAAACGGUGUUUAUCUUGCUCAGAUGCCACCUGCUGCAGGUCAGGAUGCUUCCCAAGGCCUCGUGGGACCCUCCCAUGCUUUUGACUCUCUGUCGCAGAACUUUGAGCGCCCAGAUGUUUUAUCGUUCACUCCAGCCCUCUUAAAGUCACAGGGGGAGAUCCCUGGAGAGCCGAAUCUCAGUGGCUUUGAAGAGUCUUUCAGGCCAGCAACAAGGCUUCCAGAUCCUAUGAAGCACGGUGUGCUGCAGAAGGGUGAGGCCACACCGCUGUUCAGGCAGCUCUUAAUGAAAUCCCAGGAAUCCUCUGUGAAUCAGGAUCAGCUUCAAGUCCAGGGUCGCCUGUUCCAAAGGAUCACCAAAUCUCAGCACAUUGUGUCCCACACACAGCUGUUGGCUCCGUUGCAACUGGCAGCUGCAGAGACUGAGCAGGUGGUAGCGAAACCACUUCAGAGUGUGUUUCCGCAGCAGGCAGGUUUGGUUCAUCCAGCUCCUGAGCCCGCUGAAAGCGGAGGGUCCCCCUUGCGCGUAAAAAACGCCUUGUCCCAGUUUCAGAAGGACUUCUCGUUGGGCAGUGAGAAAGAAGGGCAACAGCCAGCUUCUCCUCCGCAGUCCUUUCAGCUACUUGCCAUGCCUUCUGCAAGCACAGGCAGCAUCUCUCAUCCCAAGCACACCAGGACCUUGAAAAGAUGCCUGGAGCUCGAAGACUUCUCUAGCCCUAGCCAGUCUGUAGCGUACGAAAACACCCCGGGAAACCACACAUACGGGAAGCCGAGGCAGCUGGAGAAUGGCUCUCCUGUACUGAGGAAGAAAGAGAAGAGUAAGGCUUGCGUCAAAGAACCAGGCUGCAAAGGGCAUUCUCGCACUGGCAGACCUCGCCGGAAGGAGAAGCUGAAGUUUGACACAGCUCCCAUGGCUUCUCCCAGUCAAGUGGCCAUGGCUUCCUUUUCUUUGCCUAGCACCUCAUUUGAUAGCGGGGCCAGAGUGAAACCAAAGCUGACCAUUUUCAACAGGAUUCAGGGUGGAAAUAUCUACAGCUUUACAAAUGCAGUGAGGGAAGAACAAUUUCCCUUUGGUUGUAGUAAGACUGGGGGAGCUCCUGGAGACAGAAGUGAGCAUGGAAAUGGCUUUGUUUGUACAACCUGCAAUCAGCUGUUUUAUACUGAGAGGGGCCUGAACAGCCAUAUGUGUUUCUAUAGUGAACAGUGGCAGUCUCCAGGGAAGGAAAAACAACAGGCAUAUGAGGCAGAGCAUUUGCAACCUCAGAAACUGUCCUUCAAGGCAUCAGGGGAUGGAGAUACUCCUCCUGAAACCAAAAGGCCUUCGGAAGAUGUAGCAGUAGCACCUCUUGUAAUCCCUGUUUCGGUACCUGUAACGGCUGCAAACCUUCAGCAAGAGAGCAAAGUUGAGGAGAAGGAAAGCCAGGAUGAUAAGGAUUUCCAAGAAGGCAUGCAAAAGAAGAGGAAGAGGCGAUCUCGUCCGAAAUCUCUUUUCAUCCCACCUCCUCCACCUGUCCUCAUUGAGAUACAGCCUGGCACUGGAGGAUGCUUUCAGAGUAACCUCCGUUCGCCUGUCUUCCUCAUGGACCACCUCAUCCAAGGCUUAGUCCAGUGCUCCCCUUAUACGCCGCCUCCGAUGCUCUCUCCCAUUCGUGAGGGGUCAGGGCUGUAUUUCAACACACUCUGUUCUUCCUCUACAAAUGCUGCUUCUACCAAGAUGUACACCUCUGUUCUAGAUGGAAUGGACGGAGCCCUUUUGUUCUCUCUUGUGAAAGAUACCACCAAAAUCAGCAUAGAACCGCACAUCAACAUUGGAAGUCGUUUCCAGGCAGAGAUACCUGAUCUUCAAGACAGAUCAUCCUUAGAAAAUUGUGAGCAUCCAGCCUCACUGGUGUGGAAGCCGUGGGGAGAUAUCACAACCAACAAAGAAACACAGAAAAGAGUAACAGAUCUGUUAAAAUUGGCCUGCUCCAGUGCGAUGCCAGGGGGAGGGACCAACCUAGAACUAGCUGUGCAUUGCCUGCAUGAAGCCCAAGGAAACAUUCUGGACGCACUGGAGAUGCUGUUACUCCAAGGACCACAGAAGCCUCCCUUUCAUCCUCUUGCUAACUAUCAUUACUCAGGUUCACAUCUGUGGACUCCUGCAGAGAAGCAGUUGUUCAAGAAGGCUUUUGGCUUGCACAAAAAGGAUUUUUACCUCAUACAGAAGAAGAUACAAACUAAGACUGUUUCCCAGUGUGUUGAAUACUACUAUAGCUGGAAAAAAAUACUAAAAUUUGACACCAGUCGAGCACAGUUAGUAGAAAAGAGGCCCAAGAGAGAGCAGGAUGAGGUAGAAAUGGAUGAAGAAAAGAUAGCGUGCAGCCCAAAGAAACGGCACUGCCACCUGCCUAAACAGGAGAAUAAGCUAAAACCAAGGAAUUACAAAAAAUCAGCACAGAGCACUUUCAGUCCAGCCAGCAGCCAGAAAGAAACUUUAGAUAGGCCCAGAAGCACAGGCAGUCAGGGUGUGUUCCCGUGUAAAGAAUGUACAAGAGUGUUUGACAAGAUAAAAAGCCGGAAUGCUCACAUGAAGCGCCAUCGGCUGCAGGACCAGAUGGAACCAAUGAUAAAGAUUAAGUGGCCCAUGAAGCAUCUGAAAAAUGAGCCAGAGAAGCAAGAAAGGAACUCGGAUGUUGAUUUCCUCCAGUGGUAACUGGGAAGGCGCAGUUUCAGGGGUUCUGUUAUUUUUUUGGAGGACGGACGGAGUAGGCCAAUCAAUGAGAAAUCACCAUUGUAUUUAGUAUCAUUUUUGUGAUUGAUGUUCACACAACUGCUUUUUGAUUCACGCUGUAGUACCACAUUGAUCUGCGUUAUUGUUAUUUUGUAUGCACUCACAGUGUUGCUUAAUUAAAUUGGGUUCCACAACUGAA
Messenger RNA from Podarcis raffonei (Aeolian wall lizard), 4356 nucleotides. It is a transcript of the gene ZNF541, whose product is annotated as zinc finger protein 541. Lineage: Eukaryota; Metazoa; Chordata; Lepidosauria; Squamata; Lacertidae. The record is from RefSeq and is a predicted model, not a curated record. Gene Ontology annotation, biological process: regulation of transcription by RNA polymerase II; negative regulation of DNA-templated transcription. Gene Ontology annotation, cellular component: histone deacetylase complex; transcription regulator complex. Gene Ontology annotation, molecular function: transcription corepressor activity. The coding region runs from base 147 to 4139 and encodes 1330 amino acids. The transcript has 17 exons.